UUCGGGAGAGGUUGGUUGUCUGGUCUGGGGGUGAAGCAGAUGGCUUACUGAGUUAGAGGAAGCUGAGAGUCCAGGCGAGGAGGGAGCUGAGCAAUUAUUGAGCAGGAGAUCCAGGAGGAAGGUGGGGAGCCGGCGUGGGGGAGACCAUGGGAGGACGCUGAGAGGCGAAUGGCAGGUUGACCAGGUAGUUAUUGUAACAGGAUGUCUGGGUGAAAAGGUAGGAAGACAAGUGGUCAAAAAUCAUGAAGAGCUCAAAAUCCAGAUAAAAGUCAAAUCACUAGGAGAUACAAGUUGUUCGGCUGUUAGUUGAGUACCCAAGUAGAGUUAAUCAUCCAGCAAAGUGAAGCCGCCUCUCAGGUGCUUAAAUAUCCCCUGGCAGGUGAUGAGUGGAUUGCUUGCAGCUGCUAGCAACUUCCCCACAACCGGACACGCCCACCUGCAGAGGAAAGGAAGCUCAAAAAGUAAAUCAGAGAAAGAUGACACCCCCAGACCGUGACAUUUCCCAGUACCUACCUUUUCUUACGAAGUCGAACAUGUCCUUGAGAAGGGAAAUAAAGCCUACGAGAUGUCUGGAAAGCAACUGAAAUUGACACGAGCCCAAAAGCACAACAUCUUGGAGACCAUGGCUUCAGUGAUGCACACCUUCAAAGCCUAUCCGAGUGACAGAGAUGUGUGUUUGGCAGCAAAAGCUCUUGUUACCACUCAUCCAUGUCUUAAUGAGCCUGGAAGUUAUGGUUGGAAGACCAGUUUAAAAUUUAAGAUGGGAAAUUACCGCACCAAGCUAGCCAGAGCCGGAUGCGCGGAGGUGUCCGUGAAUGCUGGUAGAAGGAGUAUCAACAACCCAGAAGGAGAGUAUCCCCACUCCAACAUAAAAAGAGCACGAAAAGCUGAGGUAAACUACCUCCCAAACUUUCCAAGAGGAGAAGAUAAGGCCAGUCUGGAGGAAUUGAGAGUCCAGAUAAAAAAUGAGGUUGAGAAGACCGAGCCCAACAAAGUAAUGAUUGAAAAACUGAUGCAAACAACCUUUGCACUGCGUCGCCAUGAGAUCGUUCAAGAAAACCCAAUGGUGAAGGACUUCUUAGAGAAAUGGCCAGCUCUGCGAUUUCACUCACAGGUUUGUGCGGAGUUCCACCGAGUCACAAACAUCAACCUGCAGAAACAGUUCUAUGCUGAACUUGACAGACACACACCACGACUUAUGGCUCUAUACAGACAGAAGGCCACAUGCACUGGCAAGAUAUCGGAGGCUCUGCGAAACAUUCUGAAUCAUUAUGAUCAUCAGGAAGCACCUGAUGUCGAUGUGAAACGGACUGCAGUGCUACGUGCCCUUCCAGUAUACCUGCGGGAGGAAGACCCAGAAUUCUUUAAGACAUGUGAUGCGGGCACGCUGGAUGAGACGAACCUGACUGACACUCCAGUUGCCCUUCUCACAGUGGUUGCUGACGGCUCUGCUGAGACCAGUCCAGUCCAUUUCAGUCCUUCAAGCAUGGCUGUUGUGGUGGAAGGCGACUUGGUGAUCCGUGAUAUUGCCAGAUUUGCUGAUGCAUAUGCCUUAUUGUUUGGCUUGAUCUAUGCUCUGCAUUUGGACUACCCCAGGAAACUAGUUCACACAUUCACCUUUGUCCAGAAAGUCUUCAUGGGGCUUGAUGAUGGCAAACCACUGAAACCCAGCCUUCAUGCUCUUAGAAAUGAUUUGUUACAGAGUGAGUAGUUAUGAAAGAUAUGCAAGGCAACUGGUUGUUAGGACAGGCACACUGUUACUGAGCACCUUCUUUGAAGUAUUUUAUUUAAAGCACUUUUAAGUUUUCUACAGGCUUUGGGUGGAUGUAAUUCCCAUCAGUUUACCUCAUUUUUUUUUAUCCAAGGUUAUUUGGGUGCCGAUAAACAUUAUUUGAACCUGUUAAAAAAAUAUUUAUUUUAUUUAAUUUUUGUUUAUUUAAAAAAUCUCUUUUGUGUUUGACCUUUUGUUUUUCAUUUUUAUAUAUUAGAAGAAAGAUGACUUUUAGGACUGAUGUUCUUUUAUGAUUUUAUAAAAAUGUUAUUAAAUGUUAUUAGCAGCAUUUUGUACGCUCACUUGUGCUCCAGUCCAUGUCAGUGGUUCCAUGUUGAUGGUUUUAUAAAAAAAAAUUUAUGUGAUGUUUUUCACAAGUCCAUAAAAAUGUUAAUAAACAAAAUGUUAAGUGAAUCGCCAUAUACUUUUUUUGAGUGGUCCACACACAAUUAAA
Messenger RNA from Nothobranchius furzeri (turquoise killifish), 2225 nucleotides. The record is from RefSeq and is a predicted model, not a curated record. NCBI's taxonomy places the organism in Eukaryota, Metazoa, Chordata, Actinopteri, Cyprinodontiformes, Nothobranchiidae.